Molecule: messenger RNA, 443 nt
Organism: Apus apus (common swift)
Lineage: Eukaryota; Metazoa; Chordata; Aves; Apodiformes; Apodidae
Gene: INSL5
Product: insulin like 5
Exons: 2
Coding region: 1-423 (140 amino acids)
Cellular component (GO): extracellular region
Molecular function (GO): hormone activity
Source: RefSeq, a predicted model, not a curated record
AUGCGGGGCGCGGGGCUGGCCCUGCUGCUGGUCCUGCUGGUCCUGCUGGUGGCCGCAGGGGAGGGGAGAGGCGAGGGGACCCCGGUGCGGCUCUGCGGGAGGGACUUCGUCCGAGCCGUCGUCUUCACCUGCGGCGGCUCCCGCUGGAGGAGGCACGUGGCCGGGGAUCGCUACCUGCUCGAGAGUGACAAUCCCCUGCCUUUCUCACAAGAGAACAACGGUUACACCGACCCCGCAAUGGACACAGACCAGGGGCUGGAGCCCGGCAGCCAAGAAACCCACAGGAUGAAGCCUGAGGCAGAGCAAGACCCACCAGGCACCAGGAAAACUUGGAUGCUACGAAAACGUGAGGCUGCCAAGUUGCUCACCACUUCCUGCUGCAGCGUGGGCUGCAGUGAGAGAGAGAUCAGCUCCCUGUGCUGAAAGGCAGCCAGUGCUGACCA